Molecule: messenger RNA, 2454 nt
Organism: Lutra lutra (Eurasian river otter)
Lineage: Eukaryota; Metazoa; Chordata; Mammalia; Carnivora; Mustelidae
Product: translation initiation factor IF-2-like
Exons: 5
Coding region: 692-1657 (321 amino acids)
Source: RefSeq, a predicted model, not a curated record
UCUGGGGGUUGGGGUGAGGGGACAGGUGAUGGAGAGCCUCAGAGGGAAGCCAGCAAAGACACCGGCCAGCACAGGUUGCAAGCACAUCCCUGCCCGCCGACCCUCCCACGGGGCCACGUUCCCACACUUGGUGGGGCAGGAAGAUCCCCCCCCAGCCUGUGCCUGGCCCAUUUGGGUCAGGUGGCAAGCCCCAGCGGUCCAAUCUGCCCUAAAUAUCUGGGUGUCAUGCCCACAGAGCACCCCCAUGAAGGAGGCUAACCACCCUCCCAAGAGCUGGAGAAACACCAGGCAAACCCCAUGGCCAGUCAGGAGCCUGGUGAUGAGUCACUCUGCCCUGCGCUCUAGUGCUGUCCCUGGUGCUCCCCCCCCCAGUCCUGGGCCCAGCUGUACCCCACCCCCACAGGCCCCGCUGCUGCUGGGGUGCAGAAAUGGUCAGGGCUCCCCUCUCCCCUCCUCAAGCAGGGAGGCGCCAUCUUCCCUUCGUCCCUGCCAGGCAGGCUGGCACCAGGGGAGACGGGCUGGGCCAGAGCGCCCACAGGGCGGUGGUGCCCAGAUCAGGGGCCUAGAAUAACUUGGGCUCUCCCGGAUCCAGGCAGGGGGCCGACGGGAAGGCAGGGAGGUGGGGUCCCCGCUCUUCAGAGUGGGGAGGAAUCUGGCCCCAGCAGCCAAGCCCAGGAAGUGCCACACAGAGAUGCCUGCAGCCUGGUGGGGGCAGGGGACCCCUCUCCCCCUUUCCCUCUGUGGGGGCCCAAGGCCACAACCCCUGCCCCAUCCUGGAGGUCCCAAGGUCACAGCUGCGGGGGGGAUCGCCGACGCCCAGAAGACCUGUCCCCAGCCGGCACCAGCGCAUAAACAAGCGCCACCGCGGGACCCCCACCCCACCGCCGUCGCCGGGGGACCGAGCCCUGGGGCCCACCGAAGCCCGGCGCGAGCCGCACAGCCUCGCCCGGCGCGAGCCUCGCCCUUCUGCGCCCCCCCGCCCCCGCCGGCCCGGCCCCGGGAGAGAGGACCCGCUGCCGAAGGCUGGGGGCGGGGGCGGAGACCCGGAGGCCGAGCGUCCUUACCCAGAGCCGAGGUCUCAGCCAGAGGGACCGGCGGCGCCGGCGCGGGCGGUUUUAUCUCUCCGGGAGGGGGUCCACCUAUCGACGGAGCGCGCGCAGUGCACUGCGCCCUGCGGUACGGCAAUGCGGUACCGGCGGGGGAGGGGCGGGGCGGGGCGGGGGUGCGAGGGACGCAGGGGUGCGAGGGACGCAGGGAUGCGAGGGACGCAGGGAUGCGAGGGACGCAGGGAUGCGAGGGACGCAGGGAUACGGGCCCUGCGGGCGCGCGCGGGCGCCACAGGGACGCGAGGGAAGGUGCGGCGAGGGACCGAGCGGCAAAGGCGCGGACGCCAGGCGCACCGGAGGGAUGCAGGAUGUGCCCCAUCGACCCACAGCGGGGCUGCCUGCAGGGCCCUGGGAUCCUGGCCUCUCAGCCUCCGGGAUGCCCUCAAGCUCACUUGGACAGUGAGAGUGAAUGUGGUAUAACCCGGACGACACGCCAGCGGCGCGGAAAGAGCCCUAACCAGUACGUGGUCCUGGAGACUAAGAGCUACUGCCUGCUGCCUGGAGCUGGUUUUUAUCUAUUUAGGAAUCUCUACACCCAGUGUGGGGCUUGAACUCAAGACGCUGAAAUCAAGAGUCAUGCGUUCCAUGACGGAGCCAGGAUUUCUCUCCACCCUGGCUGGGUCCAAACGCCAAUGCUGCCCAACACGGCUUGUCUUCUGGUGUCUUGUUUCUGAUCCCAACCCAUGGUAGACAUAACCGUACUGUCCCCCAGGACCCAUGCCCUGGAAUCACCCCGUCCCCGCGAGUGCAGAAGGAAGCUGUGGCUGCCUCUUGCCAGCAGACUACGACGGACGGGAGCCACGACUCCCUGGAUCGGCGUCCGUUAUUUAAGACCAUGUCUUGGCAGACAGACCGAAGCGAGGGAAUCUCCUACCAGCCUUGAAGACGUGAGCUCCCAGGAUGUGGGAACGCCAGUGCAGGGCCAACGUCAGGAGACGCUGGGCAGCCCCCGAGAGUUGAAAGUGACCUCCAGCUGUCCAUCACGCAAAGCAGGGACCUGAGUCCUACAGCCCUGGGAUCUUAGAAGAGGAACUGAAGCCUCGGGGAAACCGACAGCCCCUUCUGAACCCUGAGCAGAGGCCCCAGAGUCGUUACUGUGAAUGCGUGCUGGGUUUGGCCAAACUUCCUUCGCCGUCCUUUGAUACGAGUGCCCACAACCACCUGCGGGCUCACCGUGACGAGAGCUGCCGGAAAGCCUUCACCCGCUCUGCCAGCAUCCGGACAGUUCAGCACCGUGUUUGCUGUGCGUCUCCGCAGCGUUGAGCUUUUCCUGUGCUUUUACGCCAAGUGAUUUUGGAUUUUAUCCUGAAGUUCAGUAUUUGUGAUGAAUAAACUCUUUUCAGCUUGC